AUGCAUUCGUCCACGAGUGCCUUCAGCAGAUUCAACCACUCUACUCGGCGGGCAGUGGCCCCUCAGAACGACAUCCAGUCGCCGCCCUUCAGUCUGGAAGGCAUCGCUCUCCUACUAGAUCGAGGCAGCCCGACCGACGAUCUCGCGUACCUCACCGCCGACUACUACUCGACUUCUAGUGCCAUCGUGCGCACCAGCGGGGAAACCUCCUGGGACGGAAGACCCUUCCAAAAGAGCCGCUCCUUUCCCAAGGUGAAGCGAGACGGUUCGCUCAAGUCGUGCGUGCAGAACGAGAAGCUCUUGCGACGGACCAAGAGCGUGCGGUUCGCCGACACGCAAGGUCUACCGCUCAUCGAGGCCAUCCACCAACUGAGCGUCGAAGACUCGUCGUACACGGAGAACAAAAUCGUGCCCUACAGCGAAAACUGCGAGUUCCAGCCAGUCCAGCUCGUCUCCUGCAGACAGAGAAAGGAAUCUAAUAACCAGCCGCGGCAGACCUCUGCAAAACAAGUAGUCUCCCCCAAGCCAACGACCAAGCCACCUCACUCCCUUCUUGUCCUGGAGCCCACCACCCCUCCCCCUCUCGUCUCACCUCCACCAGUGAUGCCUGUGAUCAGGCAGCUGUCACCUCCGGCCCCUGCCAGCAGCGGACGAAGAGUGUUCCGGUUUGGCCAGCCCGGUUCGGAACCGGGAUUCUACGACAGGGUCAACCGCGAAUGCAUUGUCUUGGAGAGUGUCCGAGACGAGCCGCGCAUGAUCCGCGGAGUCAUCAGAGUACUGAACAUUGCCUUCCAUAAGGAGGUGAUGGUUCGCUGGAGCCACGACCGAUGGCGCUCCUACCACGACACAAGUGCUGUGUUCUCUGCAAACGAUGGACACACGGACAGAUUCACAUUCGAACUGCCAGCCAACGGCGAAGACAUUGAGUUUGCCCUCCGCUACAAAUGCGACAGGGAAGAGUACUGGGACAGCAAUAGAGGCAAAAACUACAGCGUAGUGAGUUCCUGA
Messenger RNA from Geodia barretti, 1008 nucleotides. The record is from the annotation of a GenBank genome assembly. Lineage: Eukaryota; Metazoa; Porifera; Demospongiae; Tetractinellida; Geodiidae.